This is a messenger RNA of Haplochromis burtoni (Burton's mouthbrooder), 3256 nucleotides long. RefSeq names its product zinc finger DHHC-type palmitoyltransferase 14 (gene zdhhc14). Gene Ontology annotation, cellular component: endoplasmic reticulum; Golgi apparatus. Gene Ontology annotation, biological process: protein targeting to membrane; peptidyl-L-cysteine S-palmitoylation. The transcript is spliced from 9 exons. Gene Ontology annotation, molecular function: protein-cysteine S-palmitoyltransferase activity. The record is from RefSeq and is a predicted model, not a curated record. Bases 706 to 2235 code for a protein of 509 amino acids. NCBI's taxonomy places the organism in Eukaryota, Metazoa, Chordata, Actinopteri, Cichliformes, Cichlidae.
CGUGCACAGGGUCUAUUAAGCGACCACUUUCAGUUACUUUCAGAAAUCGCGAACCCGGAAAUACGAAUGAUACUCAUAGAAACUCACCAGUCAGCGUUUAAGUAACAUGAAAGACAAAGCCCAGAGAGUACAGUAGAACAAUGAUUAAUUAUUAUUAAUUAUCGAGGGCUCGCUAAAUCCUCUGCUUUGUCUGUGAGGUGAACCUCCUCCGUGUUUAUUCUCCUGUCAGAGUGGAUCACCACCUCAGUGGAGGAUCUGUGCAGUUCUGCGGAGGAUCGGGAUGCUCUCCAUGUCCUCCUCCUCCUCCUGCUGCUGCUCCUCUUCCUCCUCCUCCUCGCAGACUCAGACCAUUCAACACCCUGGAUCCUCUCCCGUCCUCAGACCCGGACCCGCGUCCUUAACCCGGGAUUUAAACCUGGACUGCAGCCUGUGAGGGGCAGAUCAGGGUGCGAGGCGGGGGAGCUGGUGGAGCUUCUUGGACGUGGAUCCAGCGCGCGUGCGUCUGACCACGAGUUCGUGUUUGUUUAUAAAAUAACGCGAAACAAAAAGCGUGUUUCUCCUUUUAAGAUGACGGAUCCGUUGUCUUUUUUCCGACUCCUUAUUAAAAGAUUCACGCGGAGACCCUGAACGCGGCACCGGCAGCGCGCGUACACCUCCGGUUUAUGUUUCAGUCUUUUGUACCUGCGCGCUCACCUGUGUGGACGCAUGUCUCAGAUCCAGCACGCGGCUCUGGACCAGCAGGGCCGGUACAACCAGAUCUGCACCCGUGGCGGCAGCUGCCCGCCCCCCGCAGACGGUUCCGAGCCGGCCCACUGCCCCGGCCACAGGAGCCGGAGUCCCCGCAAGAAGUGGCAGGUGUUCCCAGGCAGGAACAGGUUCUACUGCGACGGCAGGAUCAUGAUGGCCCGGCAGACCGGGGUCUUCUACCUGACCCUGGUCCUCAUCCUGCUCACCUGCGGCCUCUUCUUUACCUUUGACUGUCCUUUCCUGGCGUCCAACCUGACCCCGGCCAUCCCGGCGGUCGGUGGCGUUCUCUUCAUCUUCGUGAUGGGGAUGCUGUUCAGGGCAAGUUUCAGCGACCCCGGCAUUUUACCCCGAGCGACACCAGACGAGGCCGCCGACCUUGAGCGACAGAUUGACUCUGCAGGAUGCUCCAGGCCGCCUCCUCGGACCCGAGAGGUUCUCAUCAACGGGCAGGCGGUCAAGCUGAAAUACUGCUUCACCUGUAAGAUCUUCAGGCCGCCCCGAGCAUCGCACUGCAGCCUGUGCGACAACUGUGUGGAGCGCUUCGACCAUCACUGUCCGUGGGUGGGGAACUGCGUCGGGCGGAGGAAUUAUCGCUUUUUCUACCUGUUUAUCCUCUCCCUGUCACUCCUCACUGUCUUCAUCUUCGCCUUCGUCAUCACACACGUCAUCCUCAGAUCGAACCAGACGGGUUUCCUGGGCGCGCUCAAAGACAGCCCAGCCAGCGUCCUGGAGGUGGUGGUGUGUUUCUUCUCCAUUUGGUCCAUUGUCGGCCUGUCAGGCUUCCACACCUACCUGAUCAGCUCCAACCAGACCACCAACGAGGACAUUAAAGGGUCCUGGUCCACCAAACGAGGGAAGGAUAACUACAACCCGUACAGCUACGGGAACAUCCUGACCAACUGCUGUGCUGCCCUCUGUGGACCUCUACCUCCCAGUCUGAUUGACAGGAGAGGUCUGAUCCAGUCCGGCACGCCGCAGACCGUCUCCCAGUCCAAUGGCACCAGCAACAGCAGCUAUGCCUCCACUCAGCUCCACAGCAACAUGUGUGAUCAGGAUCAGUGCAUCCAGAGCACUAAGUUUGUGCUGCAGGCUGCCACCACGCCUCUGCUGCACAGCGACCCCGUCGUGCUGGCCCCGCUGCCAGGUAAGACCACCACUCUGGGGGGCCCCUGCGCCUACCUGGCCCCUGCCCAGCCGUCCCUGCCAUCCUGCGGAGGCGAUGUCCUGACGCUGAGGGACGCUGCUGUCGACUCCCGCUGUCACCACCACCUGCACCUCCAUCACCACCAUCACCACCACCACUUUGUGAGUCCGGAGGAGACGCCAUGUGCCACGCCACAGGGUGCCCUGCCCUGCCCCGCCCACCUGCACCUCCACCACCAACCCCACCCUGCCAUCCCCUCCCCCGUUGCCCUGUACGACCCUGCCAGUCAGGACGCUCUACACGAGGACUCGGUCAGGGGGCUAGUGAAGCUCAGCUCCGUCUGAAUGUGACGUCCGUUGGACAGAUUUUUACUGUCUAUGUUAAAAAAACUAAACAAAUAAAACAAACUGUUUCCAAAUCGUGAUGAUAAAAACGAACACACCUCAGUAAAACAUCUGAUCACAAACUCAGCUGAUGGGCUGGUGUCUCGGGUGAAGAUUGUCCUCAGAGCAAAGACUUGUCUCCAGACGCCAGAGAAACACUGACACUUUCUCCCUUUUAGACUUUUUGUCUUUGACGCUUCUCGACUUCACAUUUUUUGUGACUUUGUUUGGCAGCUUUUAGAAAGUCCACCUGUUCUGCCCCGUUUGUCCUGUAUUAAAUAUUACUUUAGUAAACUCAAAACACUUUCGCACAAAAGCACCUUUUCUGUUUGGACUUCUGUCUGAGGACCAAAGCUGGACUUGGUCCUCGUCCACUUUCCGUUCGUGUUUCAUCCUUCGACCAACCUUCAUUCUUUGAAUUCCUGCUAAAAACGUUGAAUCCAGAAUAAGCUACUUCAAUGCCAAACGUUCAGCUGCAGCAGCAGCAGGACCAAAACUACAAACUCUGACUUUUUAUUUUAUUACAUAUAAUAAAUAAUAUUUGAUUGUUUUUUGGUUCUGAUGGUAACUGGUUGGUGUUCUGAGACCAGCAUUUGCCUCAGCCAAUCAAUGUUUGUGAUGCCAUGUCAACAAAUAAAAAACAAAAAGCCAAUUCAAAGAUCAGUUUGAGCUGCAUGAUGAUAUUCAAAUGUCUUCACGUCAUCAUGUUUCUGAGUCAGAGGAAAACUGAAGGUUUAGUGUUUGGUUUAAAUGAUGGACGAAUCCAUCAUGCGUGUUUUUCCUGAGUACACAUUCAUGCGUUAGGAUGCUCAGAUGCACCACAGCAACGUGGAGUCUUCAUGUAGGCGUCUGUGUGCUGCAUGGAUGACUUAACAAAUUCCAUUAACCUCCAAUUAAAAGCUAUACUCAGAUGUAGGGAUGGGUAUCGUUUAGGUUUUAUCCGAUACCGGUGCCAAACCGGUACUUUUGAAAUGGUGCCGGU